Molecule: messenger RNA, 327 nt
Organism: Laetiporus sulphureus 93-53
Lineage: Eukaryota; Fungi; Basidiomycota; Agaricomycetes; Polyporales; Laetiporaceae
Exons: 1
Source: RefSeq, a predicted model, not a curated record
AAACACUUCGAUCGCCCUCUUGAUCACAUGAACCCUCUCCUAAUCCUGUCGAUCUUUGCCGCGUUAGUGCUGAACUUGUUGGGUGGAGUCACUCGCAGAUCCUGCAAUUUUUUCCUUCGUAUGUUCGGAAUUGUUGUUGCGUGUGCCAUGCAGGAAGAUGGUCGACCAACCUCCAAGGAAGAAGAAGCCCUGAAAGACUUUCCCUCUGACAUUCGGAGUGUCCGAAAGUUUUUCGACCUUGAACCGGCUGUGACUGUCUUUGCAGCCUGUCCAAAUUGUUCAUCGACAUACGAGCCCUCAUUUAGAUCUGGCAUCCCAAUCUAUCCC